AUGGAAGUCAACACACUCCUAGCGCUGGCACAGAAUGCGGUGGAUGUGGGAAACAGUAAGGCCGCUGAGGAGUUUUUUGAGGUUGCAUUGACACGUAGUCCAAACAACAUUGACGUCCUGGAGGCAUACGCGGAGCUGUUGAUCCACCAUGCCCAGGAUGUUCCUCGGGCGAAGCAAAUGCUGCAGCACGCCAUCGAAUUGGACCCACAGCGUGGCUAUGUAAAUUACCUCAACCUUGCUCAAUUGUCUGAUGCGGACGAGUCUCUGGAGUGCUAUCAACGUGCUCUGCAAAUAGUUUAUGGGGAACUGCGCUCAUGCAGGAAAAAGAGAAAGCGGAAUACUUUGAAUGAAACUCUUUCCACGAUUUACUGUGCCAUUGCCGAGCUUUAUUUAACCGACCUGUGCUAUGCCCCUGAUGCAGAACAACACUGUGAAGAAUCUAUCGUUCAGGCGUUAAAAUGCAAUGGACAGAGUGUGGAGGCUCAUCAGCUGCAGGCUUCGCUGCGUCUUAGUCAAAACCGCCCCGAGGAGGCCCUGCAGUCUCUGCGCCACGCGGUGGAUUUAACACACCGUCUCAGCGAGGCUCAUCAGCCCACAUAUGACUCAAAGGUGGAGUUGAGUCGUCUUUUGAUGCAGGUGUCUCCUGACGAUGCAUACCGCUUUCUUUUGGAGAUACUGCAGCUCGGUGAUAACAACCCGUACAUUUGGUUUCUACUGGGCGAAUCUGCAAGACUUCGUAAACGCUACGCUGAUUCCGCACGACUUCUUCGCCGAGCACGCGUCAUGCUUACGAUGACUGAAAAUGGCGCGGAGGCAUUGAAAGAAGUGGAUAAGGCAAUCGGUGUGUUGGUGGAAGAGAUGGGCGGCCCGGCGGCGGUGGAGCAGAUUGCGGACUUGGAUCACCCCAACCCCAUUGAGCUGCUCAUGCAGGAGGAGGGGGAGGAAGCGGAGGAGAGGGACGAUGAUAACGAAGACAUGGAUAAACAAGAAUGGGAAUCAUGCGAUGACGAGGAUUGA
Messenger RNA from Trypanosoma cruzi, 1017 nucleotides. RefSeq lists its product as uncharacterized. Lineage: Eukaryota; Euglenozoa; Kinetoplastea; Trypanosomatida; Trypanosomatidae. Gene Ontology annotation, biological process: cell division. The record is from RefSeq and is a predicted model, not a curated record. The transcript has a single exon. The coding region runs from base 1 to 1017 and encodes 338 amino acids. Gene Ontology annotation, molecular function: protein binding.